CAAAAGGCUCCGGCGCAGCGGUAGCAGGGUAGAAAAGGCAAGGGAUUUGAUUGCGCAAGUAUCAGACUGGCACGCCAGUUCCACUGUAUCGAUUGAUUCGCCAGGACUCGAAAAGUCAAGAGUCUUUGAACGCGGAGGAUGCCUGAGAUGACCGCACACCAGUCACUCCAAGAGGAACCAAACACGUGUUCGUUGUAGGGGUGAAGGUUUGGAUGAUCCAGCCUGGAGAUACACUUUGUAAAUUGUCUUCACGUUAUUGAAGGAGUGACCAGUUAUUUCCUGUGUAACACCAAUUCAUCAGCUGUCGAUCUGGGAGAAGAAUGUAUACCUCAUUCCGGCUUUGUGACUGAAAUGAAGUUUUCUGUUGUAACUUGGUGAAAUCCACUGGAACCGGGGUGCUGAGAACACACCAGCAUUGAUUCACUGGAGAUCAGUUCUUCAACUGCACUGAUUGUGCAAGGGAGUCACUACGUUCGAUAUCUGACUUGACAAAUUGCCGGAGAAUUUAUAGUACAGAGUUAUCACAGACGUGCUCCUUGUGUGGGAAGGGAUCCUGUCACUCAGCAGGCUUGCAGGAACACGAGGGAGUUCACACUGAGGAGGGGCUAUUCACCUAGUUUGUGUAUGGGAGGGAAAGUACGCAGUCAUCUAGUCUGAAGAUACAUCAGCGAGUUCACCUGUUUCGACUCAUUCAGUUGUCUAGGCUGAUGAUACGUCAGAAAAUUCACUCCAGGGAGAGCCAGUUCACCUGCUCCGUGUGAGAAAGGGGACGUCCUCAUCCAUCCAGCCUGAAGACACGUCAGUAAGUUCACACCAGAUUGACAAGAUUCACCCAUUCUGACUGUGGGAAGCGAUUCGCUCUGUCAUCCAGACUGAAGAUACACCACACCAUUGUCUGUGUGCGGGAAGAGAUCAACUCAAUCAAUCCACCUACUGACGCUUCCGCGAGCCCGCGCGAGAGGGAGGGAGACUGUUCAGCUGUUGCGUGUGUGGGAAAGGAUUCACUGCUUCAUCACCCACGAUGAGUCACCAGGAAAUGCACUCCGAGGAGAGUCCGGUCACCAGCUCGGACGGUGAGAAGGGGUUUACUGAGCCGUCUCACCUGCAGGCGCACCAGGGAGUUCACACAGGAGAGAGGCCGUUCACCUGCUCUGAGUGUGGGAAGGGGUUCACUCACUCCUCCCACCUGAUCAGACACCAGCGAGUUCACUCCGGGGAGAAGCCGUUCAUUUGCUCGGACUGCGGGAAGGGAUUUAUUCAGUCGUGUCACCUGCAGAGGCACCAGCGAGUUCACACUGGGGAGAGACCGUUUAUCUGCUCCGACUGUGGGAAGGGGUACACUCAAUCUUCUGACCUGCUGAUCCACCAGCAAGUUCACACCGGGGAGAGGCCAUUCACCUGUUCUGAGUGUGGGAAGGGAUUCACUCAUUCAUGCUACCUGUUGAGUCACCAGCGAGUUCACACUGGGGAGAGACCGUUCACCUGCCCAGACUGUGGGAAGGGAUUCACUCAGUCGUCCUACCUGAUAAAACACCAGCGCGUGCACACCGGGGAGAGACCAUUCACCUGCCCUGACUGUGGGAAGGCAUUCACUCGGUUAUCACACCUGCAGGCACACCAGACGGUUCACACUGGGAAGAAGCCGUUCACCUGCUCAGAUUGUGGGAAGGGAUAUAAUGAAUUGUUUCACCUGCAGGCCCACCAGCGCGUUCACACGGGCGAAAGGCCGUUCACCUGCUCUGUGUGCGGGAAGGGAUUCACGUACUCGUCCCACGUGAUGAGGCACGAGCGAAUUCACUCAGGUGAGAGGCCGUUCAGCUGCACGGUCUGCGGGAAGGCGUUUGCUCAGUCAUCUCACCUGCAGACGCACCUGCGAGUUCACAGAGGGGAGAGACCGUUUAUCUGCACCGUCUGCGGGAAGGGAUUCGCUCAGUCGUCCGAACUGCUGAAGCACCAGCGGGUUCACACCGGGGAGAGGCCGUUCACCUGCACUAAAUGUGGGAAGGGAUUCACUCAGUUAACCCACCUGGUGAAGCACCAACGAGUUCACAGUGAGAAGCCGCCUGUCCUUUGUGAGCAAGGAGGUUUACUUGAUUGCAGACGGCGACUUCCCCGGGGUUUUGUCCCAACUACUCCUCGUUCCUUGGGGCUCUGGACCAAGGAGGAAUGGCAGGGGUGGUUAAACCCCCUCCCUGCUCGGUCAUUUGCGUCUCUUCCACUGAUUUCAAACGGCUGUGCCUCACACAGACGGUUUUAUUUUGGCAACACGCCACCCUCUCUAACGCAUGAGAUCGGAAAGAAAACCCGCAGAUGCAGAGUUGGCCAUCGGCGACCCACUGCGCGUGCGCCGGGGAUUGCGGCUCCCGGUGCCCGCCAAACGCGCAUGCGCGCCGAGGACAAAGGGCUCCGGUCCGGAGGUUCGGCGGGACGCCGACAGAAUUCCGCUCGGUCAUCCCAGCUACAGACACAGCAGUCGGUUCACACUGGGAAGAUGCCGUUCACCUGCUCAGACUGUGGGAAGGGUUUCACUCGGUCAUCUGACCUACUGGCACACCAGGCGGUUCACACUGGGGUGAUGCCAUUCGCCUGCUCAGACUGUGGGAGGGGAUUCACUCAGUCAUCUCAGCUGAAGGUACAUCAGAGGGUUCACACUGGGGAGAGGCCGUACACUUGCUCUGAAUGUGGGAGGGGAUUCUCUCAGUCGUCCAACCUACAGAAGCACCUGUCAGUUCACACUGGGGAGAGGCCGUUCACCUGCUCAGACUGCGGCAAGGGAUUCACAAAGUCAUCUGAUCUACUGGCACACCGGUCAAUUCACACCGGGGAGAUGCCGUUCACCUGCUUUGAUUGUGGGAAGGGAUUCACUCAGUCGUUUCAGCUGAAGGUACAUCAGCGAGUUCACACCGGGGAGAGGCCGUACACUUGCUCUGAAUGUGGGAAGGGAUUCACUCAGUCAUCUAGCCUACAGACACACCAGCGAGUUCACACAGGAGAGAGGCCAUUCACCUGUUCCAUGUGUGGGAGGGGAUUCACUCAGUCAUCCCAACUACAGACACAUCUGUCCGUUCACACUGGGGAGAGGCCGUUCGCUUGCUCAGACUGUGGGAAGAGAUUUACUCUGUCAUCUCAACUGAAGGUACAUCGGCGGGUUCACACUGGGGAGAGGCCGUUCACCUGCUCCGAAUGUGGGAAGGGAUUCACUCAGUCAUCCAGUCUGCAGAAGCACCAGUCAGUUCACACCGGGGAGAGGCCAUUCACCUGCUCAGACUGUGGGAAGGGAUUUACACAAUCGUCUGAUCUACUAGCACAUCAGUCAGUUCACACUGGGGAGAUGCCGUUCACCUGCUUAUUCUGUGGGAAGGGAUUCACUCGGUCCUUUGACCUGCUGGCUCACCAGUCAAUUCACACCGGGGAGAGGCCAUUCACCUGCUUAGAAUGUGGGAAGGGAUUCACUCGGUCAUCUCACCUGUUAACACAUCAGCGAGUUCACACUGGGGAGAGACCGUUCACCUGCUCGGUGUGUGGGAAGGGAUUCACUCAGUCGUUUCAGCUGAAGGUACAUCAGCGAGUUCACACCGGGGAGAGGCCGUAUGUCUGCCCUGAAUGUGGGAAGGGAUUCACUCUGUCAUCCAACCUGAUGAGACACCAGCGAAUUCACAUGGGUUGAGAGAACAUUCACCCGUCCGGUGUGUGGGAAGGGAUUCACUCAUCCAUUCAAUCCUAGGAACAGGACUGAGUUCACACUGGGGGAAAAGUUUCAAUAAGCUGCCUGCUGGAUAUUUCACCGUCACAGUUGCUGAAUCCAGAGGCAAGUUGAAAUGGGACAGUUGGGUGUCGAACUGUGCGAUUAUUGCUGCUGAUGUUCACCUGUAAUGGGACUGGAGUUUCAUAUUCUGCAUCUGUGACUAAUAAUUAAAUUGUAUUUUAAACCCUGUCUCAGGUGCUCAGUGGACCUACAGAAUACACAGUGUACAGUGGGGAGUCAAUUCAGCCCAGCUGGUCUGACAGUGUUUCUGUUCCAUGACAGUCCUUUAACUCCAUCCCUGCUGUUCACCUCUCACUCUCCCUGUGGUCAUGGGUUCCAAACGGUCACUGCAUUGUGUCUGAAGAGGUUUCCCAGGAAUUCCCUGCAUGACUUUCUGCAGACUGAAGAAGAAUGAGCUCACUGCAGUUAUGUCUCCCGUGUUCUUUGUCCCUUCAAUCUCUGCACUGCGGGAGAAUGCUGCUGGUUGUUAACCUCCGUAUUCCAGGCUCAUUUCAAUGUCGUGGGUCAUUCUCACUGCUUCUGAAGGGCUGUUAGAAUACACCACCGUCCUCUGAACUCAGAGAGGAGGGUGGGGAACCAUUAGCUGGGUGUUCAGUGGAGCAGGAUGAGAAACCAGGGAUGGGUCGGCAGGGGUCAGGGUUUGGGGCUGUGGGCAGUGGUGGGGGUCGGAGCAAAUGAUGAGGAACAGGGGUGUGGCAAUGAAUGACAGAGUGGCAACAUUUGGAGACUGAAGGACAGGGAAACGAACUCGGUAAACUUCGACUGCACAAAUACAACACGCUUUCCCUAUCCCGUGUUUUGGCUGCACACAGCACCAGGCCGGAUUUGUCCAGGCUCUGGUUGCAGACACGUGUUUGUUUUGUGGAAGAUCCCAGAAGUCCUGUUAUUGAGUA
Messenger RNA from Mobula hypostoma (lesser devil ray), 4659 nucleotides. RefSeq names its product zinc finger protein 850-like. The record is from RefSeq and is a predicted model, not a curated record. The transcript is spliced from 5 exons. The coding region runs from base 1022 to 3667 and encodes 881 amino acids. Lineage: Eukaryota; Metazoa; Chordata; Chondrichthyes; Myliobatiformes; Myliobatidae.